GUCCUGGGUGGUGCGCGCUGCUAGCGGUCACACAAUCCUGCUGGAAGCGGUGGGAGGAGUACUCACAUGCAGGAGGAGGAGGAGGAGGCGGCUGCUGCCACAGGCCCCGCACACACCGGAGGAGACGGAGGGGAAACCGGAACCCUGGAUUAACCCCUGAACAUCAGGAGCGCGGGGGGGAGCAGGGCGGGCUCCCCGGGCAGCACCAUGAAGGUGACAGUGAGCUUCGGCAGAACCCGGGUAGUGGUGCCCUGUGGGGACGGUAACCUGAAAGUUUCCAGCCUCAUCCAGCAAGCGGUGACCAGGUACAAGAAGGCCAUCGCCAAGGAGCCUAAUUACUGGAUACAAGUCCAUCGUUUGGAGCACGGUGAUGGGGGCAUUCUGGACCUUGAUGACAUUCUUUGUGACGUGGCUGAUGAUAAAGACAGACUUGUAGCUAUAUAUGAUGAGCAAGAUCCACAUCAUGGGGGAGAUGGCACAAGCGCAAGCUCUACUGGCACUCAGAGCCCAGAAAUUUUUGGCAGCGAGCUUGGAACGAACAGUAUAUCAGCCUUCCAGCCUUACCAAGCAACUAGUGAAAUUGAGGUCACCCCUUCAGUCCUGCGAACAAAUAUGCCACUGCAUGUACGACGUAGUAGCGAUCCAGCACUGGUUGGCAUAACCACUUCAGUGAGUGACUCCAACUUCCCAUCUGAGGAGCCAUCUCGCAGGAACCCCACUAGGUGGUCUACAACAGCAGGGUUCACAAAGAAGAGCCACCCCGGAGGCCAGAACGCCAAUGACAGAAAGAAAGAUGAGAACUACAGAAGUCUGCCCAGAGAUACCAAUAACUGGUCUCAACAGUUUGAAAGAGAUAAAGCUCGCUCUUCCCUGAGUGCCAGUCACCCUCUGGUGGACACGUGGCUAGAGAGGCAGGAGCAGGAUGAGGAGGAUGGAGAAGAGGGCAGCCGGGUGGAACCUGUUGGUCAUGCAGACACUGGCUUGGAACGCACAUCCAGCUUCUCCCUUGAUGACAUGGUGAAACUGGUGGAAGUCUCCAAUGACGGUGGACCUCUAGGGAUUCAUGUAGUGCCUUACAGCGCCCGGGGUGGAAGAACUCUUGGAUUAUUAGUAAAGCGGCUCGAGAAAGGUGGCAAAGCUGAACGAGAGAAUCUUUUUCAUGAGAAUGAUUGUAUCGUCAGAAUUAACAAUGGUGACCUUCGCAACAGAAGAUUUGAACAAGCACAGCAUAUGUUUCGUCAAGCCAUGCGUUCGCCCAUGAUCUGGUUCCACGUGGUACCAGCUGCCAACAAAGAACCAUAUGAACAACUAUCUCAAAGCGAGAACAACAGCUACUACUCAACCCCACAGGUGCCCGAUCAUCAGCACAUUGAGAAAAGGAACUUUCACAGCCCCGGUCCUGAGCAGACUCUACAGAGAGUGCCUAGAUACAUAAAUCAGGCAGAACCAAUGGACUCUUACCCACAUCUACCUCAUAGCAUCAAUUCAGCAGGAAAACCACCAACUGGCCUCAUGCCAUCACCACAGCGUGGUGUGAACUCUCCCCCACCAAGCGGUUAUAAUACCAAAAAAGGAAAGAAGCUUUAUAUACAGCUAAAGAAAGGUGUUGAAGGAUUGGGGUUCAGCAUUACAUCAAGAGAUGUCCCUCUCGGAGGUUCAGCUCCUAUCUACGUCAAAAACAUUCUUCCCAGAGGAGCAGCUAUCCAAGAUGGCAGGCUGAAAGCUGCAGAUAGACUACUAGAAGUGAAUGGUGUAGACCUAACUGGGAAGACUCAAGAGGAAGUUGUGUCGUUAUUAAGAAACACAAAGAUGGGAGGUCCAGUGAAUCUUUUGGUUCUCCGGCAAGAAGAAGCUAUCCACCCACGUGAGCUGAAUACUGAAGCCAAUCCGGUACCAAACACGAGGGAUCUGAAGACAGAAGAUGACGAUCUUGUUCUUACUCCUGAUGGAACAAGAGAAUUCUUAACAUUUGAAAUUCCACUCAAUGACUCUGGGUCAGCUGGGCUUGGGGUCAGCGUUAAGGGAAACCGGUCGAAAGAGAACCAUGCUGAUCUGGGUAUUUUUGUGAAAUCUAUCAUCAAUGGUGGAGCAGCAUCCAAAGACGGAAGACUUCAUGUGAACGAUCAGCUUGUUGCGGUCAAUGGGGAAUCUCUACUGGGCAAAACAAAUCAGGAUGCCAUGGAAACUCUGCGGAAAUCCAUGUCUACGGAGGGGAAUAGACUGGGAUUGAUCCAGCUUAUUGUUGCCAGGCGAAUAAAGAGAAGUGAGUUGGAGUCACCUGGAAGCCCCUCUGGGCCUGAAUUGCCUGUUGAGACAAUGCUGGAUGACAGGGAACGAAGAAUUUCCCAUUCUCUCUACAGCGGCAUUGAGGGGUUUGACGAAUCGCCCACAAGGAAUGCCACAUUAAGUAGGAUAAUGGGUAAAUAUCAUCAGCUUUCCCCAACAGUGAACAUGCCUCAAGAUGACACUGUGAUUAUUGAAGAUGACAGAGCCCCAGCGCUUCCUUCCCAGCUCUCCGACCAAUCGUCUUCCAGCUCUCAUGAUGACGUGGGAUGCAUAACAGACUCUGCUGGAGCCUGGUCAAAAACUGUAACCAGUGAAUCUACAGAGAGCACGCUGAGCCCAGACGUAGACCCAUCCCUUGCCUUCCAGAGAGAAGGGUUUGGGCGCCAGAGCAUGUCGGAGAAACGCACGAAGCAAUUUGGAGAUGCCAGUCAAAUGGACUUUGUUAAAACGCGGAAAUCAAAGAGCAUGGAUUUAGUAGCUGACGAGACUAAGAUCAGUGCAAUGGCUGACCACAAUGCAGGUUCCACAAGCAGAGAUGUCGGUCCUUCAUUAGGCCUGAAGAAAUCCAGCUCAUUAGAAAGCCUUCAGACAGCCGUGGCCGAGGUGACAUUGAAUGGUGACAUUCCUUUCCAUCGCCCACGCCCACGGAUAAUUCGCGGACGUGGCUGCAAUGAGAGCUUCCGAGCUGCUAUUGACAAGUCCUAUGACAAGCCACCUGCUGCCGAUGAUGAUGAUGAAGGCAUGGAGACGUGUGCGACUAAGUCACAGCUGAACAGUUCAUCAGACUGGGCAGGUGCUAGCAGGUCACAGCUGGAAGCAUUGGACAGUUCAGCAGACUGGGGUGCUUGUAGGUCACAGCUGGAGGCAUUGGACCGCUCUGCAGAGUGGGGUGCUAAUAAGACACUGACGGAACAAAAGAACAGCUCAACAGAGUUGGUGGAAGAAGACACUGAAGAGAGUUCCAGAUCAGGGCGUGAGUCUGUGUCUACCGCCAGUGACCAGCCUUCCCACUCGCUUGAGAGACAAGUUAAUGGUUCCAGCCAAGAUAAGGGCAAAAAGGACAAGAGUGGAAAGGAGAAGAAAAAGGACAGAGAAAAGGAUAAAAGCAAGGCCAAGAAAGGAGGGGUGCUGAAAGGUCUGGGAGACAUGUUCCGGUUUGGCAAACAUCGAAAAGAUGACAAGAUUGAACACAGGGGAUCAUGGAAACUGAAAAUGCAAGAAGCCCACCCUUCUGAAGAUGACAGAAUGCGAAUGAGGCAAGAACAGGAGAGAAUUCAGGCAAAGACUCGAGAGCUUCGUGAAAGACAAGCCAGAGAAAAGGACUAUGCCGAGAUCCAAGAAUAUUCUAAGAAUUACAGAGUCUCUGAUGAUCCCGCUUAUUCUGUACACUAUGACACAAUUCCAAAUAGCGGUACACUUAACUUGAACAGUAGACCCCAAAGUCCAAGAGAUGGAAAGCAAAUGGAAGCACUGUAUGCCCAAGUAAAGAAACCGAGGAACUCCAAGCCUCCACCUGUAGACAGCAAUCGAUCAACUCCAAGCAAUCAUGACCGGAUACAGCGUCUUCGGCAGGAAUUCCAGCAAGCAAGGCAUGAAGAUGAUGUGGAUGAACGCAGGCGUACAUACAGUUUUGAACAACCUUGGCCAAACAACACUACAUAUAAUCAGAGCGGACGGCAUUCAGUGUCUGUGGAAGUUCAGAUGCAAAGGCAAAGACAGGAGGAGCGGGAGAGCUUCCAACAAGCCCAGCGCCAGUACAGUUCAUUACCCAGGCAAAGUAGAAAGAAUCCUAGCUCCGUGUCUCAAGACUCAUGGGACCAAGCUUAUGCUCCUGGAGAAGGUUUUCAGAGUGCCAAGGAGAAUCCUAGAUAUUCCAGCUAUCAAGGAUCAAGAAAUGGUUACAUGGGUGGACAUGGGUUCAAUGCCAGAGUUAUGAUGGAAGCUCAAGAACUUCUCAGACAGGAGCAGAGACGGAAAGAGCAGCAACUUAAAAAAAAUGUGUCCUCAGAAGGAUCAAAUAAUUAUGACUCAUACAAGAAGGUCUCUGAUCCCAAUUAUGCCCAACCGAAAGGUCCUUUCCGCCAAGAUGUACCACCCUCUCCGUCUCAGGUAGCACGGCUCAACCGAUUACCACCAGAACAGGGAAGACCAUUUUACUCAUGAGGAACACUUAAAAUGAAAAAAUAAAUAAAAAAAUAAAUAAAUAAAGGCAAUAACAAAUAUUUUCAUGAAAGAUUUUGUAUUUUUUAAAUAGACGGUACUAUGGUGCAUAUCUUGUUUGUUUCAGUGCCUUCUGCAGUAUGGGCAAAACAACAGUGGACCUUUGUUAAGCCAACUCAGCCCUUCUUCUAUUGGUCUGUUAACUACAUGGAAGGAAUUUCACGAUAAGACAAUCACAGGUUACGUUCAUUUUUCCCCCCGAAAAUCGUAUGGUUCAAGGCCGGAAAGAAAUGACAAUUUUAAUGAAAUGUCGAGACUGCAACACUUUGCUCAGAGAUCUUUUGUUUUGCUAUGCAUUUUUUUUUUACUAAUAUAAUAUAUUGUGGGAAAGAGAUGAAUUGAGGGUUGUACUCAACAGUUUCUUUUAUUUUUCCUUUUUUAUACUAUGUGGAUGGUUGACUAAAGUAUUAUUUUCAUGUUAUUAAGCAGCCAAUAAUUGGUCAUUUACUCAUUUACAAUGCUUAUGUUGUUUUUUUUCUUGUUUUUACGCAUUUAUAAACCUAUGUUUAUUUUGUGAUUUAUUUUUAUGUAACUGAGAAAAGAUGUGUGUUACUUUCACUGUCUUAUCAUGGCUGCCUUUCAUCUCAGAGAAAUUUGUACAAAAAAUUGUUUUUUUUUCUGUCCAUAAAUAAGAAGUGUUCUUCUAGAUGAUAAGAGUGCAAACCCUUUAACGAUUUUUCUCUGUCGAAUGUAUUUCAUCACAUUCGGGUGUCUAAGAAUGUUUAGAUAACUAGACCUUUUUUAUGUUGUCAAGUGCAUCUGUACACUGUAGAGGCGGCCAUUUUGUGCAUUGAACUUUUCAAUUCAUUAUUAUUAGCAACAAUGAGAAGCAAUAUUCUGCGUAUGUAUCAGUAACGUUUCGGCCCGUAAAAUAAUUGCCACUGCUGUGUAUAUGCCUCUGGAGCUCCUUAAUGUCAAGACAGAUUGAGGUAAAUGUUUGGACAAGUGGAUAGAUAAUUGCAUCAUUGUAAUAAGAGCGGGAAUGGUGUAUCUUUGCACAAGGAUUUCUAGGAUAUUCUGCUUUGUGCUUCCAUAUGACACAAGUAUGUAUUGUUGACUGUGUGAAUGAAAGGAACAUGGAGAAAACUGUUACACAGUGUUAUGGAUCUUGCCAGAUACAUGCAGGUGAGCUUGAAGCAUCAGCGCAUGUUUGUGUGAUAACAGGAGUCUCAUGUCAUAUAGUAACACCAAGCAGCACCAAAUCAUAGAACAUUUUGCUUCAGGUAAAUACUAUAGAAAAGUUGCCAUUUUGGGGUAUCUUUGUUAUUAUGUCCAGUGUGUUGCAGUCCAGCUAGUCAUUCUCUAUUUAGGAAAAAGAAAGGUAACUCAUUUCCGGUCUGUUGUAGAAAAGUUGGAUGAAUACACUGUCCCAAAUAAUCGGAUAUUAUCACAUAUUCUAAUAGUAAUUGUGUCUCCUGCUGUAAUAAUUACUCUGCAUUUAAAUAUUUUAUUGUGAUCAUUCCUGAUUUAUCAUAGCAACAGUAAUUCGUCAUUUCUCAUAAUUGCCUCACAUUAUUUACUGACCAAUUACCCUUCUUGUUAUCUCGGACUGCUCCAUGCAGUUAUCAUUCUUCCAUUCUACAUGGUUAUCCUUUAGCCCCCUCCUAGUGAUCAUCUCUCCAACCUCCUUCCCCAUCCCCUGAUUAUAUCUUGGCCCACCUCCAUUGGUUAUCUCUCAGCCCCCCUCCCUGUACCCAUCCCUCUGCCUGCUCAUAAUGAUCUCUAUCAUCCCAUAGUAUGUUUUUUUAUAUAUUUUGUUCCAAUUUUAGCAUCUGUUCCUCCAUAGCUGGAGCAUUCUAUAUUCCCAUAGUAAUUAUACAUUUCUUCAUACCUCCCUUAUAACAGAGUAUAUAUCCUUGAUGGUACUGCAGGUCUACAUGCACAAGUGCGUGACCUCUAAUUUGAGAAAUUUAGAAGGGGUCUAUUUACUAAGCCUUGGAUGGAGAUAAAGUGGACGGAGUUAAAGUACCAGCCAAUCAGCUCCUAACUGCCAUGUCACAUGCUGUGUUUGAAAAAAUGACAGGAGCUGAUUGGCUGGUACUGUGUCUCCGUCCACUUUACCUCCAUCCACAGCUUAGUAAAUAGACCCCUUAGCCUUUAGUUAUUGGACAAAUAAUGGAAAAUAAACUUUUUAGACAAUUAUGAAAGCUAUUACAAGUUACUCUGAUUACGGUCAUGUUAUUGCUACAGAUGAUUUACACCAGACACAUGGUGACUACAUCUGGCACCAGAAAUCAGACACUACUAAGCCAUCAUCUAAAGCUGAAGGAACGUCGUAUUAAUUGUUCCUGUUAAGUGGAUGGCAUUGAAUGUGAGUGAAGACAGGUAUAUAUGGCAGUGUAUAGUAAUAAUAGUAGUUAAUUACAAAGACCUGUUUUCAGUCUCCUUGUUGCUCAUCUCCAUUGCAUCAUCUUCACUUUGUAUAUCCAUAAGCAGAGUACUUGUAGAAUAGAAGAUCUAAGGGAAUCCAGUUCUUUCUGUUGAUCUGAUUGACAAGGUAUCUGUUACAUAAGCUCUUUAGUGUUAUGGUCGCACCACUUAUUAAAGUGCCUAUGAAUCUUGUGCCGAUUGUGGAAUCUAAGCUGAACAUAUCAUGUUAGAAACAUGGGGGCUGGGGAAGGGGAUUUAAGUAAAUGUAAAAAAUAAAUAAAUCAUGCAUUGUGAUGGAAAAACAUAGACAUACAUGUUUUGGUUACUGACACACUUUUAACUUUCACAAAUGUUUGCUUUUUUUUAAGACAAUUUAUGAAACUGUCAAUGCACAUGUAUCCGUGUCUUUUAAAGAUAUUUUUGUUAUUAAUGUACUACAGUGUUUAAAUGAUUUCUAAUGUAAGCACAGUGAUAUGGAUGAGAACCGCCUGUUUUUUAUACUGAUAUGACGAAAAAGAGCAAAAAACCGCCUUAUACUUGUAUAUAAAUCAUUAGAAUAAAAUUCAUUUCUCUCCUA
Molecule: messenger RNA, 7453 nt
Organism: Pseudophryne corroboree (corroboree frog)
Lineage: Eukaryota; Metazoa; Chordata; Amphibia; Anura; Myobatrachidae
Gene: PARD3
Product: par-3 family cell polarity regulator
Exons: 29
Coding region: 208-4449 (1413 amino acids)
Biological process (GO): cell adhesion; intracellular protein localization; microtubule cytoskeleton organization
Cellular component (GO): adherens junction; cell cortex; apical plasma membrane
Molecular function (GO): phosphatidylinositol binding; protein binding
Source: RefSeq, a predicted model, not a curated record